AUGGUGGCUAAUGGAGAAAGUUUUAGUUCAGAAUCAAGCUUGCCUAUCCUCAAGAAGCUCAGUCUCAAUGAACUACUGAAUGUGCAGCAUGACGUGACAGUGUUAAUAGCGAAGCGUGUUCGAACAUUGCAAAGUAGAAGCAGUUGUAUACUCGAAGGACCUAACAGUAAACUAAGUGAGAGUCUGGGUUACCAAAAAAAUGUUCCCCUGCAGUCUUCGCAGUUGUCAGUGGAGGCGAUGGAGCAAGAUUCCCAGGAUUUCAUACUUACGCAAUUUGACGAGGACAUAAAGAAAGGAUUUACAGACACAAAAAUGCAUCACCAUAAUGAAUAUGAACCUGAUACCCAAUUAUCAGUGGUCACUAUAUCACCUAACAAGCAUAAGCGAAAAAUAUCCGAGUUUAGUUCACCUUUAAAUGGGCCCGAUUUAGAAGAUUGCUCUGAUACCAUAAUCCAUGAAUUAGGCCACGAUAAAGAGAACAAAACUAGAAGGUUAUUGGAAGUUAAGAUAGAGAAGCCUGAAUUUACAUCGCCAAAUUUAUUUAAGCAAGAGGAAGACAACUCUCUAGUCGACUUUAACACGAACCCUCUGACAAAGCGAGCUUGGAUUCUCGAAGACUUUAGGCCAAAUGAAAAUACAGCUCCAGUCAAGAGGGGAAGAAGAAAGCUUGAACGGUUUUAUGCUCAAGUCGGCAAGCCUGAAGACCCAAAGCAUAAAUCGCUGUCAACAGUGAUGGAAUCGCAGAACUCAGAUUUUGAACUCGCAUUCGACAAUUUGAGAAAUAGAUCAAAGUCCCCGCCAGGUUUUGGUAGACUAGACUUCCCCUCCACGCAGGAAGGGAAUGAGGACAAGAAAAAGUCUCAGGAAAUCAUUAGAAAAAAAACUAAACAUAGGUUUUUAAUGGCAAUUAAUGGCAAAAUCCCACCAUAUGAGAGAGAAUACGUCUUCAAAAAAGAAGAAUUGAAUCGAAUUGUCGACGACGGGGGUGUAUUUUGGAGUGAAAAAUUACUGCAAAUAUAUGCGAGAGUUUAA
Messenger RNA from Saccharomyces kudriavzevii IFO 1802, 1032 nucleotides. RefSeq names its product ssDNA endodeoxyribonuclease SAE2 (gene SAE2). The coding region runs from base 1 to 1032 and encodes 343 amino acids. The record is from RefSeq and is a predicted model, not a curated record. The transcript has a single exon. NCBI's taxonomy places the organism in Eukaryota, Fungi, Ascomycota, Saccharomycetes, Saccharomycetales, Saccharomycetaceae.